Messenger RNA from Saccostrea cuccullata (small rock oyster), 661 nucleotides. RefSeq names its product large ribosomal subunit protein mL62-like. NCBI's taxonomy places the organism in Eukaryota, Metazoa, Mollusca, Bivalvia, Ostreida, Ostreidae. Bases 25 to 636 code for a protein of 203 amino acids. Gene Ontology annotation, cellular component: mitochondrial large ribosomal subunit. The transcript is spliced from 6 exons. Gene Ontology annotation, molecular function: peptidyl-tRNA hydrolase activity; translation release factor activity, codon nonspecific. The record is from RefSeq and is a predicted model, not a curated record. Gene Ontology annotation, biological process: mitochondrial translational termination.
CCAGAAAAAGAAGAGUUCUAAAAUAUGUUUCUGAGACGGAUCAGGUCAUGCCUUACAAAACUCCAAAUAUCAUAUAAUUACCCAACAUUUCUACGCCUAUAUUCAUCCUCAUAUAAAAGCAAAUACUCUGUUGAAAACAUUUAUCCAAACAGCGAUCAGAAUUUUCUAAAGAAGGUUGAGAUCAAGCAUGCAUAUAGUAGUGAAACAGAAGAAGAAUUCACAGGCUACAUACCUUUAGAUGACAUUCAAAUUAAAGCAAUAAGAGGGAGUGGUCCAGGUGGACAGAAUGUAAACAAAGUCAGUUCAAAGGUAGAAGUAAGGUUCCAUGUUGAAAGUGCCUCUUGGAUUCCUCAAUGGAUUAAAGAAAAUCUCAUUGAAAAUGAGCAGAGUAAAAUAACAAAAGAUGGAUUUUUGGUUGUUACCUCUGAGAAAACAAGAACACAAAUGCUAAACCAGGCAGACUGCCUAAACAAGGUUCGAGAGAUGAUUCAUAAAUCUGCCACAAAACCAGCGGAGAUAACAGAAAAGGACAAACAGAUACUAACACAAAGGUUAGACAAAGCUAAUGAAAUACGUUUAAGAAGGAAGAAGGCAGAUUCACUAAAGAAGAGAAAUAGAAAAAGUUUUGAUGAUUAGAUAAUAAAGGAUAGUAUUCAAAGUU